Molecule: messenger RNA, 1763 nt
Organism: Rosa rugosa (rugosa rose)
Lineage: Eukaryota; Viridiplantae; Streptophyta; Magnoliopsida; Rosales; Rosaceae
Exons: 1
Coding region: 60-1595 (511 amino acids)
Biological process (GO): regulation of gene expression
Cellular component (GO): nucleus
Molecular function (GO): chromatin binding
Source: RefSeq, a predicted model, not a curated record
UACGGGGUUUAUAUUUUGAGUCUGAUUUCCAAACCCUCCAAUUAGAUUUUGGUUCCCAAAUGGCGAGGCCUUCCUCCACCGUUCAUGUCCCCAAUCGACGAUUCCGUUCUGAUCACGAUAACGGCCGUCACUCCCCACCGGACUAUGACAACUCACCUGACGACCGCCGCCACCGUCGCAGCCCCAGCUAUGAAAGGUACGACCGCCACCGAAAUCGCUCUUACUCUCCUGAUUACCCUAGCCCUAGGCGAAGCCCUAGGUCCAACGGAGGCCGAAGAUUCGGUCGGGCCGGGAACGACCGGUCUUACUCGCCUCGACGAAGCCCUAGGUCCAACGGAGGGCCGGAGUCUUUACCCAGGAGAUUCGGGCGCGCCGGGAACGAUAGGGACCGGAAUGGAAGGUGGCCAGAGGCGGAGGAGUCCGACGAGGAGCUGAAGGGGCUGAAUAUUGAGGAGUACCGGAGGCUGAAGAGGCAGAAGCUGAGGAAGGCGUUGAGGAGUUGUAUCUGGAAUGUGACGCCGAGCCCGCCGAGGAAUGAGAACGAUGAUUUCGAAUUGGAGGACAAGGCUGACGAGAUUCCAGAGGUUUUUGGUGAAGAGAACAACGAUGCAGGCGAGAAAUUGAAGGACAAAGCCAAGAGUGAAUCGGAGUCUGAAUCGGAAUCGGAAUCGGAGGAUUCGCGGUCGAGAAAGAGGAAGAAGAGUUCGGGUUCUAAGCGUAGGAAGAAGAGUUCGAGAUACAGUGAUAGCGAAUCGGAGAGCGAGAGUGAUGAUGAGUCAGAUGAGGAAGAGGAUCGCAGAAGGAGAAGGAAAUCUAGAACUAGGAGUAAGCGAAAGAAGAGCAGAAGAGAAAGGAGAAGAAGGAAGAGUAGGCGGAGCAGCGAUUCCGAUGAGAGUGAAGCAAGUGAUAGUGAGGAGGGUUCAGAUUCUUCUGAUAGGGUAAAGUCGAAGAAGAAGAAGGGAAAGGUGAGCAGUAAGAGUAAGAAGAAGAAGUACUCUGAAACGGAGAGUGAGGAUUCUGGUUCAGAGAAGAGUUUGGAUUCUGAAGUUGAUGCCAAGCCUAAAGCUCUAGUCGAAGUGGAGGAGCCAGAAAUGGAUGAGAAUAGUAUUGAGGCCUUGAAAUUGAAGGAAAUCCUUGAGGCUCAGAGGAACCCUUCAUUGGAUUUGGAUAAUGAACCUGUGGUUGGGCCAAUGCCCUUGCCUAGAGCCGAAGGGCAUAUUAGUUAUGGUGGAGCGCUUAGGCCUGGUGAAGGUGAUGCCAUUGCACAGUAUGUUCAACAAGGGAAGCGUAUUCCGCGAAGAGGAGAAGUUGGUCUUUCUGCAGAGGAGAUUCAGAAGUUUGAGGGUCUUGGCUAUGUGAUGAGUGGUAGUAGGCACCAGAGGAUGAAUGCCAUUCGUAUUAGAAAAGAAAACCAGGUUUAUAGUGCUGAGGAUAAGAGGGCAUUGGCCAUGUUUAACUAUGAGGAGAAAGCAAAGCGUGAGCACAAGGUUAUGGCUGAUUUGCAGCGGCUGGUUCAGCGCCAUAUUGGACAGGAUGUUGGUCCUACUCACGAUCCCUUUUCUUCCAAGGCCUCCGAGGAUCCUGAUGAUGAUUAGUUUCAUGUAUGUUUUGUUGUUAUUUGAGUUGUUUCUUCCUCUGCUUUCAUGAACUAAAUAUGUUGUGAAUUGAUAUUGAGCAGUAGCACUACUGAACUGGAUGCUAUGGUGAUGGUUACUAUGUUCUGGUUGGAUGCUCUAUGUUCACUAAUAUAACAGCUUUCUUCA